Molecule: messenger RNA, 1227 nt
Organism: Lactuca virosa
Lineage: Eukaryota; Viridiplantae; Streptophyta; Magnoliopsida; Asterales; Asteraceae
Source: the annotation of a GenBank genome assembly
AUGCGACAACUCUUCGCCGGAGUUGCCUUCUUCCCCGAACGCCAUCUUCUUCCAUCGCGUUCACGGAAGAAAAAUCAGAAAAUUAAGAUUUCAUGGAGAAAAGGAACGUUUAGCACAGAUUGGUCGCGCAGUUCAAUGCUUUUAUUUUUCCGGCGAACCACCGCUGCAUUGCGUAUAUUUCCCUCUCCCUUUCUUUCUCCGGCAAGGUUCCUCUCAGCACUUCCGGCCACUCUCUCUCCACCGGAAAAACCAAACUCCGACACAACACAACCCCUAACAAAGCCCCAACUGACAACCCUAGUCCUCGCUCAAUACCACCAUGGCAAAUUCUCCAACCUUCUCCAGAACAUCAUCUCCUCACCCUCCGUCCUCCUCACAGCCUGCCACAACCUCAUCCAUGGCGGCCCAAACUCACCUGCACCACCUUCCAUCGACUCAAUCUCAUCUAAUUUCUUCUCAAUCACGGAUAUGUCUGAAGAGAUCUGCCAAAACAGAUUCAGUUUCGAGUCAUGCAUCCUCAAAAUGACGAACAAAGGUGAACCAAUUUCUCUCGUUCUUCCUAACUUGAAACUUAAGGUCUUGAUUGAAUCCAUUAGAAUGGUUUUAGAAGUUAUAUAUGAUGAUCGUUUUGCAACUUUUAGCUAUGGUGGUCGUGUGGGUAUGGGUAGACACACUGCAAUUCGUUAUCUAAAGAAUACUGUGGAAAACCCCUCUUGGUGGUUUACUGUUUCAUUCAACAAUAAAACGGAAUUCAGUAUAGAAAACACAAACAGCCUAUGCUUGAUUAUAGAAGAAAAAAUAAAAGAUGAGAUGUUCAUUGAUAUAAUCAAGAGAUUGAUUAUGUCCAAAGUAAUUUCCCUUGAUUUGGGUGGAUCUUAUUUAGGAAAAGGGCUCCCUCAAGAAUGUGGGUUGAAUUCAAUCUUGAUUAACAUCUACUUGAACCCAUUUGAUCAAAGAUUACAAGAACUACGUCUUCAUAUCAACAAAAAAACCCCAGAAUCUAGAUUGAUUGAAGAAGAUGAAAGUAAUCAUGUUUUUCAUAAACCCUUAAAGAUAUACGCUGUUAGGUACUUAGAUGAAAUACUUGUAAUCACAUCCGGAUCAAAGGGUUUAACCAUGAAUUUAAAGAAACAAGUUGUACAAUUUCUAGACAAGAAUUUGUGUUUAGAGAUAGAUAGGGGUAAACCGUCAUUCACAGUGCCGUGUCCGAGGAAAUUACGUUUUUAG